AUGACUUUUGCAGAUAUCCUGGACAAUUUGGGUGGCAUGGGCCACUUCCAGAGGAUGUCUGUUGCCUUCCUAGCCAUCCCGCUAAUGAUGCUAGCCAGUCACAACCUCCUGCAGAAUUUCACAGCAGGGAUCCCUGGGCAUCACUGCCAGAUCCGCAUCACUGCCAAUUAUACUCGGCAGGCCAGCAAUGCCACCCAAGAGCUGGGAGCAGACAACCUCCUUCGGAUCUCCGUCCCGACGGAUGGGAACAAGCGGACAGAGAAGUGCCGCCGAUUUGUCACCACCCAGUGGCGGCUUCUGGACCCAAAUGCUACCCUUGCCAAUGACACCGCGGUGGAGACCGAACCAUGUGCCGAUGGGUGGACAUACGACAGGAGCAUGUUCACCAGGACCAUCAUCAGCGAGUGGGAUUUAGUGUGUGACUCCCGGACUCUGAGCCAGAUGGCCCAAUCCCUCUACAUGGCUGGAGUGCUGAUUGGAUCGGUGCUGUAUGGCAGCCUCUCCGACAGGUUUGGCCGGAAAGCCCUCAUUGUCUGGAGCUACCUGCAGAUGGGGGUGGCGGGCGCCUGCACUGCCUUCGUCCCAAACUUCACUGCUUACUGUGUCUUCCGCUUCCUGUGUGGAAUGGCCAUGUCGGGGAUAGCGAUUAACUCCGUCUCGCUGUGCAUGGAGUGGAUUCCGACGAAAUACCGCGCCAUUGUUGGCACCAUCAACGGCUACUGCUAUACCACCGGGCAGUUCAUCCUGGCCGGAGUGGCCUACGCCAUCCCUGACUGGCGGUGGCUGCAACUGACCGUCUCUCUGCCUUUCUUUGUAUUCUUCCUCUACUCCUGGUUGUAUGUGGAGUCUGCCCGCUGGCUGGCAAUUUCAGUAAAACCGGAACGGGCUGUGAAAAGUCUGAAGAAAGCUGCCCGGAUAAACGGGAGAAAGAAGGAAGGAGAUGAACUUACCACGGAGAUUUUGAAAUCCAACAUGCAGAAGGAGCUCUCCUCCACCAAAUCCAGCUACAGCAUGGGGGACUUGGUGUGGACACCUGCCAUUCGCAAAAUCUCUUGCGGGGUCUCCUUUGUCUGGUUCUCCACCAGCUUUGCCUAUUAUGGGCUGGCCAUGGAUCUGCAAAACUUUGGCUUCAACAUCUACCUGACCCAGCUGGUGUUUGGUGCUGUUGACUUCCCAGCAAAGUUCAUCUCUGUACUGACCAUCACGUUUGUGGGCCGCCGAUUCUCCCAGGCGUUGUCACUUAUCCUGGCUGGGCUGUGUAUCUUGGCCAACAUCUUUGUGCCUCAAGAUUUGAGCAAUCUGCGGAUGGUUUUUGCCGUCAUUGGCAAGGGCUCCCUGGCGGCCUCCUUCAACUGUGCCUACAUCUUCUCUGGAGAGCUUUUUCCAACUGUGAUUAGGCAAUCGGGGAUGGGCCUGGGGGGCACCAUGGCCCGCCUUGGUAGCAUGAUAGCCCCCCUGGUGAAGAUGACUGGGGAAUUUUUUCCACCGUUGCCACUGAUUAUCUAUGGACUGGCACCCAUCAUCUCGGGCAUCGCCUCCUGUUUUCUCCCAGAGACCCGGAAUGUCCCACUGCCAGAGACAAUUGAGGAAGUGGAGAGGCGGUCAAAGCCAAUCCAAGAGGAUGAACAACAAAUGAAGGUACUUCUCGCCUCCACCAAACCUGAUCCCGUCAAAGAUGGCAGCUAA
Messenger RNA from Rhineura floridana, 1686 nucleotides. Its product is annotated as solute carrier family 22 member 6-A-like. Gene Ontology annotation, biological process: transmembrane transport. Lineage: Eukaryota; Metazoa; Chordata; Lepidosauria; Squamata; Rhineuridae. The transcript has 10 exons. Bases 1 to 1686 code for a protein of 561 amino acids. The record is from RefSeq and is a predicted model, not a curated record. Gene Ontology annotation, molecular function: transmembrane transporter activity. Gene Ontology annotation, cellular component: membrane.